Messenger RNA from Dermacentor silvarum, 2927 nucleotides. RefSeq names its product xaa-Arg dipeptidase. Gene Ontology annotation, molecular function: dipeptidase activity. The record is from RefSeq and is a predicted model, not a curated record. The transcript is spliced from 4 exons. NCBI's taxonomy places the organism in Eukaryota, Metazoa, Arthropoda, Arachnida, Ixodida, Ixodidae. Bases 1914 to 2927 code for a protein of 337 amino acids.
GUGUGUGUUUCUCUUCUCUGUGCCCCGUCAAAAUAUUGCGCAGUCCAAAUUCUAGUAAAACGAGCAAACGUUUCAGACGUAAUGUGAUGCGCAGCACUGCAAUAGUUGACUGCAAGCGACCUUGUUGCAAGCGUUGGGAACGUUACUGUGGUGUUAUAGUGCGCUGCAUGUCGGUUUCACUGAUUCGCACUUCAAUUUAAACAGCUGUUCUAUCGACCCACUUGGAUACCAAGGACAUCGCAAAGGUCCACUUCAAUGUUAAACGGUUGUGAGCAGCUCAAGAAGCAAGCGUACAACGGAUAGGUGUAAUGGUGUAUAUCGGGAAUGGUGUUGAUAUGGCAACAUGUAUCCUCAACAAUGGUCAGCGAGAGAGAGAGUAGAAAGAAGUAUUUUGUAUGUUUUCAGUAGCCUAGAAGACGGAGGUUAAAGAAACAUAACGCGAGUUGGAACCAAUCGAUAACGCACUUACGCUAGCAGUGUUUGUAGCUCCCGGAAGAAUUUACGUUUGUUUAUGAAAGAAAAAAAAACAGCGUAAUGAAAAAACGAAGAAGAAAUUUACAUAUGCGAAAAAAAAAUGAAACGUAUUUUUGUACGUUUGCGUCUUUUGUUGCCGUUGUUCAUCUUUUGCGACCGGCGUGAACUAAGUUUAGCGAGCCAAUUAGAGGGACGAGUUAGUUCAUGUUAUAUUUCUUCAUGCACGCUGAAUCGAAGUGCAGAAGACGAAUGAACAGGGACAGGAACGCAGGUGCAGGAUAAUGCGCGGCUAGCAGUUGUCUAGUUUUUGAUGUGUCGUCAUAUUUAUACCGUUUUGAAUAUUAGAAAGGACAGAAAUGCCAAAACGACACGCCGCUAUGUACCACAUCAUUCCUGUUCGCACACGCAAUCAAAUUAACUUGCACAGGUGAUAAACUGAGCGAUGGUGCACUGACACAAGGUUCUACAACUAGUGAAAGCGUUUCCAGCUCUCUCCAGCUCCCUUUCUUCAUUUAUACCUGUAUCAAUAAAUAUGACAACGCAUGCUAAAAUAGGCAUCAAUGCAUUUUGUUCUGUGCCUGCGUAUCUGUCACUGUUUUUCGUGCUCUGCUUUUCGCCUCAGCAUGAUUUAAGAAUGAAGCAUAUUUUUUUUAAUUCUCCCAGCGUUCAUUAAGCAGCUUUCAUGUAAAACACCUUGAACAUCAACAGUUUCUGAUUAGCUGGUUGCAGCGUACUUCUCUUCACUAAGGUACAGAAAACUGCUUAAACAAGCUUUUGCAAAACAAGAAUAUUAUCGAAUUCGGAAUUCCAGCAUCUGCACUUUCCCUAGAAUUCUCAAUGGUGUAUUAAGUUGAAUUUACAAAAUCGCGAUGGCGCGUUCAGCAGUUAAAUUUUAACUAUCGCGGGGGUAGUCUAACGCAGUCCCCUCUCUGCCAACUUUAUAAUGCAUCUGUGACGGUUGAUCAUUUUUUUUUGUUCGGUCGCCGAUUCUCGCUACAAAUAAAAAUACUUCUCGAGGCUCCGUUCCGCCAACUUGGACUUUGAGUGACCUCUCCAAUUAUCCUAUCGAUCCGGGCCUCGGCUAUAGGCUUUAACCACCGGAGCGUGUCCCUUGCAAUGAGCGAUUUCAUUUGCGACACAAAGAGAUCGCUUGUACUAAUUUGAUAUUAUCCUUCUUCUUGUUUCUCGAAAAUUUUAAUGUGAAUACCGAGUUUUAUUUCUUACAUCUUCGAGCAAUGCCGCGCGAUUUCUCUUCUGUUUCUUUUCUUUGACUUUUUAUUUAUUCAUUUUAUCUUAUUUUAAAAGUACUGCCCACUUUGCAGAAGAUACCUUGUUGGGGGUAUGUGCGCUUUCGGCACAGUACAAACACCUAGCAGCAAGCAUCAUCGUCAUUAACAGUUAGGGUUAGCAGGCACAUUAACAUCGUUAACACAAAGGCCAUGGCUGGCGGGGCGGAGGAGCAGCAGAGAGAACAGCGCUGGCGUGCGCUGAGUGACCAGCUGCUAUCGGAGCCAGAGCUGGCGUUCCAGGAGCAACGCGCCCACGACCUAAUUUGUGCGGAGCUCACAUGCGAAGGAUUCGCCGUACAGCGCAACUACAUUUUCAGCACUGGCUUCCGCGCAGAGUACCAGCUGCCGCCUGAACCAGCGCCAGUAGAGGGCAUCGCUAUUGGACUUGUCUGCGAAUACGACGCUCUGCCUGGACUGGGCCACGCCUGCGGUCACAACCUUGUGGCUGCUGGCACGCUAGCAGCGGCGUCGGCCAUUCGCCGGCGCAUGGAGGAGGAACAGGUGAGUGGUCGACUUGUGGUGCUCGGCGUACCAGGCUCCGAGGCUCCGCGACCAUGCUGCAAAUCGCAGCUGCUAGACCAGGGCGUGCUGUCGGGCCUGACCGCGCUCCUAGCCCUGCACCCCACCUCAGCUCGCGAUCUCAGCUGCUGCCCCGGCAUCGACCAAGAAAGUGCCGGGCAGUGGCUAGACGUGCGGUUUCGGGGUGCCGCCGCGCUGGACGCUGCCGUGCUCUCGUACUGGGUCCUCGCGAGCCGCUGCCGCGGCAUCGUCAGCCAAGGGGGACGCAAUCCGUGCGAACCUACUACGCGCUCCGAAUCGCAAUACGUGCUCCUCGCCUCCGACGACGCGCAACUGUGCGAGCGGAGGCAAACGGCCGAAGACGCUCUGCUGGGAGUGGCCAAGGCGACCGGCUGCUUUCUCGAGUGCCGCUUCGGCAAGCCCAGGCCCCGACCUGUUUUCAGCCGUCCCCUGGAACAACUGUACAGUGCGGAGGUGCAGAAGACAGGAGCGUCGCGCGACGCGUCCGCAGCGAAGGCCAAGAGCUCGCCCCGAGACACGCGCCGGCUGCCGCCGGCUACCUCGGCACGACUUCAAGAUCAUUCUGCGCCCCAAAUCAAAUGCAGUUCCAAUCCAGCUCGAAUCCUGCUCAAAUCCAGCGCCUAA